AUGUAUCAACGAUCUCUCCUCGUAAUUCUUGUCUUGUGGACUACCAACGAGGUUUUAUGCUCUUCUGGUGAUGAUGGAUGCUUCGGACUAUUCGAAAAGCUUAAAUGGAAUAGGACAUUCAGUUUUAAUAAUAAGGUAUUGACACUCAAACUCGAAGUUACUGAUGAUCCACCACAUUGGAUUGUGAACUAUCUAUUCGAGAUUCUAGCUCGAGAACGGUUGGGUUACACGAAGAUCGAAUUCGUUCGAACAGAGGGUGGUGAUAUAAGCAAUGCUGUUAAAAGACUGCAGUGUUCCGAUACUCAGUGUUUACAAUUACCUGAAACUCAUCUCAACUUACUUCUGUGGUUGCCAGUUGGUGGAGAUGUUAAAUUUUGGGCGCGACCUUCUUCUGUCACUGACCAUGGCCCUCUUGGACCUAUCCGCCCCUGGAAACUCCUUACACAGUCAUGUUACAAAUCACACCACACAAGAAAUCUAAACUACACUUCACCUUUGAAAUAUGAUUGUCGCUCCAGUGAUGAUAUAGUUAGUCGAGACUUAUCAGGAUAUCAAAAGAGAACUGUACAGAAUCCAAAUAUGUUCCAAAACCAUAGCUUGGUCUCUGAGAAUUCAAUUACUGUUUUAGAUUUUGAACUGAAUUCGACAUGUCUGCGAUAUAAUUUUUAUAGUAUUCCCCCACCUCCUUUGUGCAGUGCUGAUACUCGACCAACCUCAACUAAAGAUCACCAGUAUUGCUACACAGAGUCUUAUCGACCUGUCAAAGUGACGUGGGCCAAACUGCAGACGGCAACUCCACAAAUCUUUCAGCUUGCUUCCAAAAUGUAUAUGUCACAUGAUGAACUGGCGGAAAUGGUUCAUUCAGCUUUGCUUAGCACCAACGCAGACCGUCAGUCAACAUAUAAGCAGGUUGCUUGCCGUUGGCUCCGUCAAAACCCAAGUAAAUGGAAAAGCUGGACAGUUGACUGGGACAAAAAGCUCAAUUUAACUGUAGCAGGUUUAUUCAGUAUGUAUGGGAAGUGGGUGCUCUAUGGGCUUGAUCGAGUGGCUCAAGAAGCUAUGAAUUUUGUCAAUGCAGACUCGGAUUAUUUUCGUAAUUCUGAAUAUGCAUUAAGCUUGGAUGUACGCAAUUUGACAUGCGAACCAGAUAUUGUUUUAAGUGAUUAUUUCCAAGUGCUAGAGAAUGCGGUCAACAAUCGUCUCAUCGGUUCAAUCGCUGCUCUAUGCUCAGAUUCAAUAGAAGCUGUGGUUGAAUUGGCAAAUAUCCGAAAACAGAUCAUUGUUAGCCCAACUGUAGGUAGUGCACGUUUUCUUGAGCAACAACAAUACCAUUAUUUUUUCCGUACGGUACCGUCAAUGACUCUAGCUAAUUUCAUAUUGCUUCGAUUAUUCUUGAUAUGGGGUUGGCAUCGAAUCGUUGUGUUUCGUAAAUCGGAUCAUUUUUUCGAACCUUUACUUUUUCAAGCAAAAGGAAUCGAAAUUAUAGCUAAUAUUGAGAUGGACGAACAGCAGUUAACUUACAAAUUGGCAAAAGAUACUUUGGAAGAACUCAAGCAACAAAAUAGCCGUAUAUUUGUUGUUGAGUAUGAUGCACGUGGUACCUACCUGAUACUUUGUGCGGCUUAUCAUGAAGGCAUGCACUUCUCCGCUGGCUAUGUUUGGUUUCUGAAUCCGUGGCUUUCUGAUCAGUGGUGGUCUGGAUUGGUUGAUCGUAAUUCCGAAUGCACUUUUAGUGAGAUGCUCAACAUUACCUCUUGGACGUUUACUGUUGGACAUCAGCUAUUAAUUGGUCCUAUGGUUCACAGUUUCAUCCCACGUACCAGUGAGUUUAUGGACUCAGAUUCUAAAUCUGGAAAUAAAUCUGGUGCUGGAAAUCGGACGUCUGUAUCUGAACAACUUCAACGUAGACGUCGCCAUGUUACUGUUCAGACACAAGCUGUGGGAGAAUUACCGGUCUUAUCUAGAACUAAACAUCACCUUAAACUAAACGACAUUGGGAAUCUACAUUCAGUGAUCAUUCCAAACGCAAAUUGGUUAAAGAUCCUUUACACGAUUAUACAGUGUACACAUAUGAUGCUGUGA
This is a messenger RNA of Heterobilharzia americana, 2082 nucleotides long. The record is from the annotation of a GenBank genome assembly. Lineage: Eukaryota; Metazoa; Platyhelminthes; Trematoda; Strigeidida; Schistosomatidae.